Messenger RNA from Galendromus occidentalis (western predatory mite), 1743 nucleotides. RefSeq names its product protein CBFA2T3-like. Gene Ontology annotation, molecular function: transcription corepressor activity. The record is from RefSeq and is a predicted model, not a curated record. Gene Ontology annotation, cellular component: nucleus. Gene Ontology annotation, biological process: DNA-templated transcription; negative regulation of DNA-templated transcription. The transcript is spliced from 9 exons. Lineage: Eukaryota; Metazoa; Arthropoda; Arachnida; Mesostigmata; Phytoseiidae. Bases 1 to 1743 code for a protein of 580 amino acids.
AUGAAACUAGCGGGGCAGGUGGGGCUGUACAGGCAGUGGCAGCAGCAGCAGCAGCAGGAGCCUUAUGAACUCGCAACGGCUGCCGCAGCUGCUAACGGACCCGCGAACCCACAGCGCCCUCCUGUGGGGGCGGAAUCAGAGAUGCCCCAGCAGUCGCCACGUGAGCCACAGCCUCAAACGUCGCCCCCCAGUAUUCAAACACCACCGAUCAUUUUUCCACGCAACUCCAACAGAGCUUCUUCACCGACGACGGCUCACGCAACCUCGACGACUCCUCAAAGUCAGUCGAGACCGAGCUCGACCGACCUAGAGGUUGGUUCCUCGAUGACGCUGGGCAUUGCUGCUAUCGGUUCUUUCAAUAACAGCACCAGCAACGGAAGCAACAACAAUAAUAGUAAUGGUGGCAGCAGUAGUAGCAGCAACAACGACAACAAUAUCCGUCAAUUGGCGAAAGUCAAGAGGUUCCUCAGCACACUCCAGCAGUUCGGUAACGAUAUCUCCCCUGAGGUCGGCGAAAAGGUCCAUCAGUACAUCCAGGGAGUCGUGGGUGGUUCGAUCUCGAUCGACGAUUUCCACGCAAAAAUUCAGGAGGUCACGAGUUAUCCAUUGAGACCUUUCGUCACGCCCUUCCUCCACUCAAAUCUCCCACUGAUGCAGUCUGAUCUCUUGAGCGUGGCGCGGAGCGCUAAGCAGAGUCCGCAGCAGUAUCUCCGGGCGCACGAAUCGUUUCUUCUGGAUCCACAUUGUCAGGCCGGGGAGCCCUUCGAAAUCUUUCACCCGGAAGCGAAGGAGAAUUCGCUCAAACGUCCGCGUUCGGAAAAUCGAUUGAAAGAAGAGCCUUUCGGACCUCACAACAAACGCGCGCGUCAGCUAUCCUCGAACGGAGUGCAGAUGCCGUCGCGUUUGGAUAGCAGUCACGAAAUCUACCGUGAAAGAUUGGACAGAAUCGAUCGGAUCCUCCGCCCGGAGCCUAGAUCUGACGCCGUGGACGACGUGUUGCGGAAUAUCCAUAAUAUGCUCAACUGUAUCAUCGGACUGGUGGAGAAAACAAAGAGAGCGGUCAGCGUGUUGCAACGGGCCCCCGGGAUACCUUCCGGACUCCUCGCCGACUUCGUCUGGACCCCGAUAAUUUCAUCUGUCGAUGCUCGAGAGCAAGACGUCGUCGAUAAAAAACGGAUCGGCGAUUUCCUCGGGCCACUCAACUUCGAUCGGGGAGUUGAGCUUGAGACUCGCGUGUCGGAAGUUCGCCGAAAAGCUGAAGAAGCUGUCAACGAAGUCAAGAGACAUGCCGUCCUCGAGCUCCAGAAAACUCUUUCCGCUGCCGAAUCACGCACCUCUGAAUUACUGGCGGUAGAACGAGCGAAGAUGAAUUCCAUUCUUAGCGAAGCCGCUGCUCGACGUUUGGAUCUACACGAUCACGUGAUGCACCCCAUGAUCGGAAGUGAGGAUGCCGAGUCGAGCUGUUGGAACUGUGGACGGCGUGCGAGCGAAACUUGCAGCGGAUGCAAUUUGGCUCGCUAUUGCGGCUCGUUUUGUCAACACAAAGAUUGGGAACAGCAUCACAAGGUUUGCGGUGCGUCGGGUUUGCGCGCGGCUACGGUGCCUUCAGGAGGCGGACUCUUGAUGCCGGCAACAUCGAUGGCCCCCUUAGCGAGUAAGAGAGAAGAGCUAGUGUCUCCGUCCCAAGACAAAGCAGGUUCGUCGGAUGCCGAGGAUGGCAAGGACCCCAAGGAACCUUGUUGA